Equus caballus (horse) is the source of this 3106-nucleotide messenger RNA. RefSeq names its product SHOX homeobox 2 (gene SHOX2). Lineage: Eukaryota; Metazoa; Chordata; Mammalia; Perissodactyla; Equidae. The record is from RefSeq and is a predicted model, not a curated record. Gene Ontology annotation, molecular function: DNA-binding transcription factor activity, RNA polymerase II-specific; sequence-specific double-stranded DNA binding. Gene Ontology annotation, cellular component: nucleus. Gene Ontology annotation, biological process: regulation of transcription by RNA polymerase II.
UUCUUCUCUCUUCUCUUCUUUUUCUUCUUCUUCUUCUUCCUCCUCCUCCCUCUCCUCCCCCACCCCCUACCCCAUUGAUGUGUUAUUAUUGGGGGGGCUGGAGCAGUAAAAAAAGAAGAAGGAAAAAAAAGAGCGGGGCUCGGCUGGGAGAGGUUGAGCGCGGGGCUGACGGACAUCGGCGGCGAUGGAAGAACUUACGGCGUUCGUCUCCAAGUCUUUUGACCAGAAAGUGAAGGAGAAGAAGGAGGCGAUCACGUACCGGGAGGUGCUGGAGAGCGGGCCUCUGCGCGGGGCCAAGGAACCGACCGGCUGCGCGGAGCCCUGCCGCGACGACCGCAGCAGCCCGGCAGUCCGGGCGGCCGGCGGAGGCGGCGGCGGCGGAGGAGGCGGAGGAAGCGGAGGCGGAGGAGGCGGAGGAGGUGCAGGAGGAGGAGGAGCAGGCGGAGGAGCUGGAGGAGGGCGCUCUCCCGUCCGGGAGCUGGACAUGGGCGCCGCCGAGAGAAGCAGGGAGCCGGGCAGCCCGCGGCUUACCGAGGUGUCCCCGGAGCUGAAAGAUCGAAAAGAGGAUGCGAAAGGGAUGGAGGAUGAAGGCCAGACCAAAAUCAAGCAGAGGCGAAGUCGGACCAAUUUCACCCUGGAACAACUCAACGAGCUGGAGAGGCUUUUUGAUGAGACCCACUACCCGGACGCCUUUAUGCGCGAGGAACUGAGCCAACGGCUGGGGCUGUCUGAGGCCCGAGUGCAGGUUUGGUUUCAAAAUCGAAGAGCUAAAUGUAGAAAACAAGAAAAUCAACUUCACAAAGGUGUCCUCAUAGGAGCUGCCAGCCAAUUUGAAGCAUGUAGAGUCGCACCCUAUGUCAAUGUAGGUGCUUUAAGGAUGCCAUUUCAGCAGGUUCAGGCGCAGCUGCAGCUGGACAGCGCCGUGGCGCACGCGCACCACCACCUGCACCCGCACCUGGCCGCGCACGCGCCCUACAUGAUGUUCCCGGCGCCGCCCUUCGGACUGCCGCUCGCCACGUUGGCCGCGGACUCGGCCUCGGCUGCCUCUGUCGUGGCUGCUGCCGCUGCCGCGAAGACCACCAGCAAGAACUCCAGCAUCGCCGAUCUCAGACUGAAAGCCAAAAAGCACGCGGCCGCCUUGGGUCUGUGACGCCAACGCCAGCGCAAAGGUCGCGCUUCCACCGUGGCACGCCCCCUGCACGCCCUCCGCGCCCCGCUGCUUCUCCUUUACCCUCUCCGGACCUCCGGACCGAGCCUCUUUCCGCCCGCUGAUCGCCCCUUGCCCCCUUCGGCAUCCCGGACUCGGAGGGCGGGACUCUGCGCGGGACCCGGGAUCCCACGAGGCGCACCAGCUCCGUGGCUCCUGACCAUUCACCUACCCGAGGCCCUAGAAUUCGGCUUUGUAGGGGCGGGUUUGGGGAAGUCUGGAGAGAGACUGGACAAGGGAGUGCUGGGACAGCGGAAUGUGGCCGACGGCAAAGCUGCAACGAUGGACUCCGGCAUAGAAAUAAAAAUCCUGUUAAUAAAAAAUGAGCAAAAAAAAAAAAAAAAGUAGAAAAGCGAACCAGAGAGAGAAAGAGAAAGGGAACUUAUUUCUUACUGCUAUUUGACAGAAGCUGAAAUCGGAGAUAGAACCAAGGAACAAAAACAAAUUUUAGAAAGUAAAGUAUUUUAUACAUUUAACAAUAUGGAAAAAUAACCUGGAUGAAUCUCAAGAGAAGGGGGAAGAGGUACCAACUUAGAGCGUAUGUUUUUUUUUAAUGGGCUAAGAAGGCAAAACAGAAAGAAGAGGUAUACUUAUUUAAAGAAUUAAGAUGAAAAAAAGUGGGCAGCUGGGAAGUUCACAGGUUUUGAAACUGAUCUUUUUCUGCGAAGUUCACUUUAAUACAAGAAAUUUGAUAAGAGAGGCGGGCCUCCUUUUACGUUGAAUCAGAUGCUUUGAGUUAAAAGCCACCAUGUAUGGAAGAGCAAGAAGAGGGAAGACAGUAUAAAAACGAGGAGAGAAAAAAAUGCUAUUAACACAAAAAAGUGAUACCACAGACAAUGAUUUCGCUGAGAAAUUAUGGCCGAACUGUCCAGACUGCUGACAGUAAAUUCCGGGUUGCAUGUUACUUGUAUUCCGUUGAUGGUGUCUCCCCCCUCCCCGCUUUAUUCACAUGCACUUACUCCAUUUUCAUCUCCAGUACGAAAAACACCACGAAAAGCAUCUGGAAAUUGAUAUGUAUCUAUAUAUAUUUUUGCCCUGUCUUUGAUCCUGGGUGACAAAAGAACAAAAUCGGAGGGGAAAAAAUUUACACUGAUUAUCCCAAGAAAACUGAGGCGGGCAGAAAAUGUGGGGAAAGGAAAAAGAAAACAAGAAGACCCAAUGAAAUAAUGAAGGUACAGCGCCUCACUCCGGGCCUGACACAUACAUAGUAGGCGCUCAGUGUUAGUCCCCCCCCUUGCCCCUUCCUUGAGUUCCCUCUUGCUGAUUUCCUGAAGUCCUCUUUGAGGACCGUACUUUAUUUCCCCCUCUCUAUCCUGUCACACCUUAAACAACACCCAGCUAGAUACAGGCACUAGGUUUGUGUAAAAUAUGUUGAUACACACAAAGUUUAUUUUGGCUAAAAUGUGUGAACUGAUGGUUGACUUUCAACAUUUGCAUUUUAUUUCACAAAGGUGUAUAUUCAAGUAAUUGUUUCAAUUCAUGUAGCUAUUUAAACUGGGGUACCCUGGACUAAGCAAUCUGUAUCCCAAUUCUCUAGAAAGCCUCCUUAGUUGUUUUUUUUUCCCUUCUAAUUUACAAGAAAGAGGAAAAGCUCUUUUAACUGAACUUUGCUAUGCGGUUGAGCUUUGUAACUAUUUGUUCUCCAUGAAAACAAAAUUAUUUAUAUUUGCCAUAUUUUUUCUAGUGUAUUAAGUUAUUUUAAACAAAGAAGAUGCUGUUAUUUCAUGACGUGUUGUCGGUACAAAAUGUUUUGGUUUCACCUUUGUUAAACCUUUUAAAUAAGUGCCAAGUUAUUAAUUGAAGACACUUUGCGAUCAAUUGAAUGAAAAUAGUAUUGUUUCAUUUGAUGAGGUUCGCGUCGUCUUUGUUCCUGUUACUAUUAAACUAUCCGGGAUAAUC